UACAUGUUAGGUGCCAUUGCACUCGGACCUUCGGGGGAAAACCUCUAUAGCCUGUGUUUUAUAGUAAUGUCUUGUUUAUAGGUCAGAAAACCCACUGGAUGAGACGGGGCCACACCUAGGAAUCGACGUGAAUUAUCCCCCUUGUUGUUAUUGUCGCCGUGUGAGGAAGGACCAUCAAAAUUCCGGUCCCGAGCGAAUUUCGGCAAGCCCGUGCAGGGAGAGCCGAGGACACCAUGAACACCAGGCCCAGGAAAAACCGAUCCAGCUCCGCGAGGGGCGGACGUGGAAAGACAGUAGAGAGGCAAGUGUCUGCAGAAGGAAUAUACAGUAACCACCGUUUUAUACAAGCCGUGGGAGUUUUGGUUGGCCUCCCAGUACAGAUUCAAACUAAGACAAAUGAUUUAAUUGAAGGAGUGUUUACAACAUUUAGUCCCAAUUUUGACCUGGUGUUAGAUAUGGCUCACCCAGUGUCACGGUCAGACCCAGCUCACAUUAAUCCAGAAACUGUUAAACGGAAGAUGAUAUUUACAGCACCAGAUAUCGUAACUAUCAAGGUGGCAAAUGUUGACCUAGAAUACGCUACUAGAGGUAAGUGGAGACAAAAAAAAAAAAGUAAUUUCUUUAAAUUUUGGGUGGGGAGGAGAUGAUGUUUGUUUGAUUUGGAGAAUGGUAAAUUGUUGACAUUUGGUUUGUAAAUAUUAUGUAGUUUUUAGAUUUUGAUAUCUUUAUACGAAUAAGGUUUCCUAGCAAAUAUGCUGACUUGAUUUUGAUGACUGAUUCUUAAUGAUUUGUGAUUUAUAAAGUAUUCAUGAUUUUAUGGUUACAUCAAGUAUGUU
Molecule: messenger RNA, 836 nt
Organism: Penaeus indicus
Lineage: Eukaryota; Metazoa; Arthropoda; Malacostraca; Decapoda; Penaeidae
Product: ataxin-2 homolog
Exons: 3
Coding region: 234-647 (137 amino acids)
Biological process (GO): cytoplasmic stress granule assembly
Cellular component (GO): cytoplasmic stress granule
Molecular function (GO): mRNA binding
Source: RefSeq, a predicted model, not a curated record